GCACAAAGGGGCCCGUCCAGUCGUCAGUUUAUCUGCGCACAAGCAUCACGGUGUCUAAAGAAUCAAAAACAAUUGGCUCCAAUAUCAUCGGUGAUGACCGCGGAAGUGACUUUGGCAUUGGACCGCGGAUAAGUGUUACGUGAUUAAGUGAACUGUAUUUCAACGGUACUUUUGUGUGUUUAACGUAUGAUCGUAGACGUAGCGUGUGAAUAAAUUAGUGUACCGAAUUUCAUUCUCGGAACCACCCCCUGCUUUCGUCGGCAGAGGGGCUCCUGUGAACAUGACCUAGUGCCCCAUGUCAUCACUUCUGACGCCACAUAACUGCUCGCCGACCUGACACGCACACCGUACACAAAUACCGUGAGGAUGUUGCCGCGUUGGUUGCUGGUUGGUUGCGUGGUGCUGUGCGCGCGGCCGGCGUAUCCGCAGGGUGCGCAACAGUGUCCGCCGCCCAACACGAUGGCCCCCUGCAGCUGCACCGUAAAGAAGAACGGCCUCGACAUACUGUGCGAGUUCACUGAACAACAGCACAUACAAAAGGCAAUGAACACCCUCCGUUCGAAGCCCAUGAUCAUCUUCUACUUGAAGCUAAGACACAACAACCUGGCCAAGCUUCCUUCAUACAUUUUCCUCGGGCUCGACAUCCGCCAUCUCACAGUACAUAACAGCAGUCUUGCUGUUAUUGAAGACUCUUCUCUGAGUUCCAUUGGUAACAAGCUCACACAGCUGGACGUAUCGCAGAACAGCUUAGCGACUAUCCCCACGUCUUCGUUCACCCAUCUCAAUCAUCUCCUUAUUUUGAACAUGAACCACAAUAAGGUGACAGCGGUGCACAAUCGAGCCUUCAUGGGCUUGGACACCCUCGAGAUACUGACUUUGUACGAGAACCGGAUAUCUGUCAUCGACGGGGAGGCUUUCAAGGGACUCGAGAAGAAACUAAAGCGCCUCAACCUGGGCGGCAAUGAUCUUACGGCGGUUCCACAGAAGGCUUUAGCGCUACUCGAAAACUUGAAGAAGUUGGAGAUGCAGGAAAACAGGAUUGCCUCUAUAUCUGAAGGCGACUUUGCAGGUUUACGCAAUCUGGACUCCCUGGGCCUCGCCCACAACCAGCUGCGAGAAGUGCCGUCACAGGUGUUCUCGCACCUGACCUUCCUGAACUCCUUGGAACUCGAGGGUAACGUCAUCCAAAGGAUUGACGAGAAAGCAUUCUCGGGGCUUGAAGAAAACCUGCAAUACCUACGACUGGGUGACAACCGUCUACACGAAAUCCCUUCAGACGCUUUGCGUCCAUUACACCGGCUUCGUCACUUAGACCUGCGAUCGAACAACAUCACCUACAUCAGCGAAGAUGCGUUCACGGGCUACGGAGACUCGAUCACUUUUCUCAACUUGCAGAAAAACAUGAUCCAUCAACUGCCAACAAUGGGUUUCGACAAUCUCAACUCCCUGGAGACCCUCAAUCUACAAAACAACAAGCUGCAACAUAUUCCGGAGGAAAUCAUGGAGCCCAUAUUGGAUACGCUGCGAGUAGUUGAUAUCAUGGACAACCCUUUAUUAUGCGACUGUGAGCUAGCCUGGUACGAGGCGUGGCUUGCCGGUCUACGGGACCGUGACGACGAGAUGAUGCAGAAGAAGCGAACGGUGUGCACUAUGGUGAACGAGCACAGAGAGUACAGCGUCGCGAAGAUGCCCCUCGAGAAGAUGAAUUGCAAAAGGAAACCAGCAUACGGCAGGACAUCAGGAGCCCCUACCACUUGCCACACCGUCAAUGUCGCCACCAACGCUCUGGUGGUAUUCCUCAUGAGAAUACUCUAGGCGCUUCAGAACACCUUCAAAAUUGUUUUAGUCCUUUCGUAUUUUGAUUUUUAAUCGAAGACCCACAAUCGCGGCAGCUGUGGCCGGAUGCCGCGAUCGAACGCCUUCGAAUGAAAAGUUUCGUUCAAAAUUUUCGUAACGUGAUGAAUUUGUGCAAUAAAAAUAUACGAUACAUAUCAAUUUUGGGCUGAAUAAGAAACAAAUGAAAUUAAAAUAGUUAUUAUGGAGCGGUAGCUUGAUAAGAAGUUGGAUGUUAUAAAGGGUGAGUAUAAGUUAGUGUGGUACGGUAUUUUUACACGUUAGUAAAACCACUUACGUAAUGCCUUACUUUAGAGUAAUGUAUCGAAAAGUAGGUGAAAAAAAAAACGAGUUCUAUACACCAAUCUUUCUAAAGUAUCACUGGAGAAGAGUAUAAAUUUUAAUGUUAGACUUCAUAGAUUGAGGCUAACGGUUGAAUCAUAUUUAUCGAUGUAGAAUUGAAUGACGCCCAAUAAACUGUGUUCAUAUGAGCAAAUUGAGCAAAUGACGAAAUUUAGCAAAAAAAAAAGCAAAAAGAUAACGUAGUAACGGAAGUAAUUAUAAAAGAAAAUCAUAAACAAAAGACUGCAGUCAUCAAAAGUCAAGAUAUAGCUAUAUUUGUUAGUAUUUUGCCUAUCUAUUAAGCAGAGUGUUCAUAGUUUGGAGCGACGCUUUGAAUUGUAUAUCAAGAAAGUAAUCGUCAUAAAAGUGACAAUUAUCAUAAAACAUAUCGACCUAUCUCUAUCGAUAUCGAUAUCAAUCGAUCUAAAUGACGUUUCUGCUACAUAUUGCAAUGCUAUUACACUCUGUAUGCAAAGGCAAAACACAACGUUUCUCUUGGCUCAAUGUCUUGAUUACACGUAAAUAAUAAUUAUGUAAUACUAGCAUUUCACGUGGGUAUUCUUUCGAAUUUGUUAUUUGUAAAUUUAACAGCCAUGAUGCUCUAUCGGGAAUGCUAGCAAUCUAACAAAUAGCAGUAAUUAUGAAUAUCCAUAUGUAGUGUCUGCAGAACACUAUUUUCAAAUCAAAAAACAAAAGUGAUUUAUUAAGGAGCUAGCUAUACACAAAAUCUUGCACAAUUUUCUGUUUACACUAACGCCCUUGACAUAAAUGUUUCCAUAUUUUUUUAUAUUAGUUUACCCCUGCC
This is a messenger RNA of Chilo suppressalis (striped riceborer), 2980 nucleotides long. NCBI's taxonomy places the organism in Eukaryota, Metazoa, Arthropoda, Insecta, Lepidoptera, Crambidae. The record is from the annotation of a GenBank genome assembly.